GCAGGCAGGCAGACACGCACGCUCACGAAGGCAAGGCGCAGCACCACCAGCACCAAGGUGAAAACGGGAGAUGGGCUGAGGUCCUACACACGCCGAGUCUACCUAGUGCCUCCAGUGGUUCCGAAUCACGGUGUAGUGGUUCUGGUGCCGUGGGUCGGGUUGCGGGCCAGGUCGCGGGCCGGGUCGGGUCGGUUCUGGCCGCCAUGCCGUACGUGGACCGCCAGAACCGCAUCUGCGGCUUCCUGGACAUCGAGGAGCAGGAGAGCAGCGGCAAGUUCCUCAGGAGAUACUUUAUACUGGACUCUGGCCAGCAGGGGAACCUGGUCUGGUACAUGGACAACCCACAGAAUUUGCCCGUAGGUGCAGCCUGUCAGGGCUCCCUCAAACUCACCUACAUCUCCAAGGUCAGUGAUGCCACCAAGCUGAGGCCCAAGGCGGAGUAUUGCUUUGUCAUCAACGCUGGUAUGAGGAAGUACUUCCUGCAGGCUAAUGAUCAGCAGGACCUGGUGGAGUGGGUCAACGCGCUCAACAAUGCAACCAAAAUCACUGUGCCAAAGCUAUGUGAGGGCCAGGGGGACGGGCCUGGCUUCAGGAAACAGGUUUCAUACAAGACAGAGAUCAUCGGAGGGGUGCCCAUCAUCACACAGACACAGCAGGAGGGUGUGGAUGGUCAGAAUGGAGGGGAGAGGGACGCCCUGAAGAGAGCCCAUAGCCAGCACCCCUACCGCUCGGGCCAGGAGACCGCCGUACUGAAGGCUGGAUACUGCGUCAAGCAGGGCGCCGUGAUGAAAAACUGGAAGCGUCGAUACUUCAUCCUGGAGGAGAACUCCCUCAGCUACUUCAAGACGGAUCUGGAGAAGGAGCCGUUACGAGUGAUCUCCCUGAAGGAGGUCCACAAGGUGCAGGAGUGCAAACAGAGUGACAUCAUGAUGAGGGAUAAUCUGUUCGAGGUGGUCACCUCCUCCAGGACCUUCUUCAUUCAGGCUGACAGUCCAGAGGAGAUGCACAGCUGGAUCAAGGCUGUUUCAGGGGCCAUAGUGGCCCAGAGAGGGCCGGGACGGACAGCCGCAUCAAUGCGUCAGGCCAGACGUCAUUCGAACCCUUGUAUUCAGAGGUAUUGGGCCCGCGUCGCUGAAGGCAGCACGUAUGUGAGCUCUGCUACCUCAAAGCCUCCUGUCUGCCCCUCUGCCCUCUUCUCUCUUCUGCCCCCUGCUGCUCUGGAGGAGCACUCUGUCGGCGGCUCCAUGUUCUACCGCUCCCUCUCGUGCGGCCCCGUCGCCUCUGAGUCGCCCGUCGCCCUCGGCAACGCCCGGCAGCCCGGCGGCGGCGGCGGUGGGUCCGAGUGGCGAGGCGGGGGCAGGGGCGGCGGCGAUGGGGGCGGGGGGUGUGCCGCGCAGCCUGGCCUGGGACAGCGAGCACUUCAUGAGCCUGCUGCCUCUGCCCCGCCCCCAGUCCCGCCUCUCGCUGCAGGAGACGCGUCUCUCCAAAUGAGGCAGCCAAUCAGCAGCAGCAGGCGGCAGCAGCAGCAGGAGGAGGAAGUGGAGUCACCGUGGCGACGCCGUAGCAGCUUUGAGCCGUGCCCCCCCGACGCCACCACCGCCCCCGACGACGCCCCCCUAGACCUGGAGGAUGCAGAGCUGCCAGUCAGCCUUGUUUGACCUUUAACCUUAAACACCCACGACACCCCCAAGCCCCCCUCCGGCCCCACAUCCCAACAGUCCCAACGUCACUCAGAGAGAGAGUGAAGGACUUCUGGGAGGGAUGGAAACGUACUGUGUGUGGGGCUUGAAAUGAAAUGUGAGCACCGGUCCGCUGAUGAUGCCGUGAAGUGUGCUUGAUGAUGAUGAUGAUGAUGGGGCAAGGAGGGGUCAAACGUGGGGGAUCAUGGGAGAAUUUCUAUUUGGGAACUUUUUUCACUUUUGGUGGAGGACCCUGACCUUUGACCCUGAACUUUGACCUUUGUUUUCCAAUCCCUCCGGUGCAGAGCAACAGACUCAUGUGGUCUGGUCAGCGACUCUGGCCGGCGAGUUCUUCUUCUCCUUUGGGUGCUCUAUCUAUCUAUCUAUGUAGCUACCAGACUCCUGUCUGUCUCUCUGUCUUUUUACUCACUUCUUUUGUUUUUUAAUUGUGUUUUCUGGCUAAUUAGAUUGAGUCUUCUUCUAUGGUGACCUGGCCAGCGAUGGCAUGACUGGGGAACUAUGGCUGGCUGUGCGUGUGCGUGUGCGUGUGCGUGUGCGUGUGUGUGUGUUUGUGUGUGUUUGUGUGUGUUUGAUGGCCGGCCGGCACAGUGUAGACUAGUGCUCUACUAGCUGGCUGUGUGUGUGCAUGUGUGUGCGUGUGCCUGCAUGUGAUGACUAGCUGGCACAGUGUGUGCUCGUUGUAGACUAGUGCGCUACUAGCUACUAGUGUGCAGUGGGAUAGCUAGCAGCUAGCACAGGAGGCCAGUGGAGAUUACUGGGGAAUGCUGGCUGUGUGCGUGUGUGUUUGUGUGUGUGCGCGCGUGUGUGCGUGUGCCUGCGUGUGAUGGCGAGCUGGCACAGUGUGUGCUCGUUGUAGACUAAUGCGCUACUAGCGUGCAGUGGUAUAGCUUGCACAGGAGGCCAGUGGAGAUUAUUAGCUACUUGAGCAAAAUUCAAAAGACACCGCACACUGCUUACUGUUCUUUUUCUUACUUUAUUUUUCGAACUUUGAAAGAACGAACCUGAUGACGCACUGGGCGAAACACGUUGUUCGCUCCGAAAAAUAAAGUAAGAAAAAUAACAGUAAGCAGUGUGCGGUGUCUUUUUAAUGUUGUUCAUUGUUCACCUUCUCCUGCCUCACACCUGCAUCUGCAUUGCUGAGGACUCUCUUGACCUUUGCGAUUAUUAGCUACUUGAACAGCUGAUGACGAUGAUGAUGACGAUGAUGAGGUGGAGGAAGAGGAUGAGGAUGAUUGGAUUGGAUUGGAUUGGAUUAGAGAGAGAGUGAAAAGCAGUUUUAAUGUAACAUGGAAUUGCAGAGAGCUUGGGAAUUGGGAACAUUUUAUCACUGGCACUGCUGUCGUGUGUGUGUGUGUGCGCGUGUACUUUUGCAUGAGUGAGUGAACUGACUUUUUCCCCCCAUGGGUUGCUCACUUUUGUUUUCCGAAUUGUUUUAUAAAAGAAAAAUAAAUAAACUCCCUUUGUGUGCUUUAACGGAUCACUACGGGGGGUGAGCCGUGUUUAAACUAGUCUGUAUACGUAAUAAAUUGUUACUCACCCUCCCACGCUACUAUACGGGAUUCUAACCACAUCGUUACUUUUUAUUUGUUAAGAGAUAAAGGGAGCGGGCAAGUGUUUGUACAGUUUGUUAAUUUAUAACCUCAAAUUCUUCUUUACUAACUAACUCUGUCCUGGUGCCUCCACCCUUCCUCUCGGACACACAGACACACUUUGAAAAAUAACAAGAGCGAAGAGAUGAACUUGUCUGCAGGGUUCUAAAUUGACCUUUUUCAUCACCUGCUAAAAUGGCUUGUGGAUGUUAAUCUUACUAGCCAGACACACACUCACCAAUACUCAUGAACGGUGUGACGUUUUCCAUGUGCGUUACGCCCAUUUGUGGGGGAAAACAACCCAUGCAAGUUGAUGUUGGGGGUUAAUAAGCAAAAGAUACGGACCUGUAGACUAGCGAUGUUCACGCGCAACAUGCCGAAAACGUGUUGUGUCGCAGGUUGUUCAAAAUAAAUAAUAUAGCCAAACAUCCGUGGCUGAAGCAUGGACUGUGUUAAUUUAGACUAGCCGAUUUAGCAUGCAAGUUGAUGAGACAUUGAGUUUGUUUUCACCCAUAAAGGGGCGUAACGCACAUUUACGAGCAAAGUACCCGGAUGGCCGUUCAUGAGUAUGGGUUAAAGUGGCUAUUUAGUACCGAUAGAAGUUAACAUUUUCUAUCAGCCAAACUGAAAUGUCAGCAGCAUUUGACUGGUUGGUUCAUUUAGAGCCCUGCUUGUGUACGUCUACUGACACUGUAGCCAGUGUUGCCAGAUUGGGAGGGUGCCCGCCCAAUUGGGCUACUUGAGAUGAGCGUCUGCGGGUAAAAACGGGGAAAAUUGUCCAUUUGGUGUUUUUUUCAGUCAUUUGGGCCCAUAGAAGUCUAUGUAAAUUGCUGAAUUCAGGUAGAAUUUAGCGCAUUUUGGCGUUUUUUGAGAAGCUUUUGGGCGGGAUUUGAUCAGACACAUCUGGUAACACUGACUGCAUCACAUCAGUGGGAUGUAAUCGGAGUCUCUGAGUCUCUAGUUUGAGAUCUCCGCUCUGCUGAUUUAAGGUGCUGAUUUAAGUUCAUAAAGCAAAUCCAAGUUCAAUGUUAGACCUAUUUAUUAAAAAAAAUCUCAAAAGGUCUGAAAAUGUUUGAAAUGAGAUGGGAUGGGAUUGAUGAUGCGUUGAGAAGGCUGUGGACAGGUCAGUGACUCUACAGGCGUCAGAGAAACCUUUUCAUUUUCGUAGUGAGUAGUCUGCACACUUAAAAUCCAUUUUGUCAGCCAUGAAAUU
Messenger RNA from Engraulis encrasicolus (European anchovy), 4502 nucleotides. It is a transcript of the gene plekha1a, whose product is annotated as pleckstrin homology domain containing, family A (phosphoinositide binding specific) member 1a. The transcript has 13 exons. Lineage: Eukaryota; Metazoa; Chordata; Actinopteri; Clupeiformes; Engraulidae. The coding region runs from base 204 to 1658 and encodes 484 amino acids. The record is from RefSeq and is a predicted model, not a curated record.